Castor canadensis (American beaver) is the source of this 4423-nucleotide messenger RNA. The record is from RefSeq and is a predicted model, not a curated record. NCBI's taxonomy places the organism in Eukaryota, Metazoa, Chordata, Mammalia, Rodentia, Castoridae.
AUGGCACCCAAGAAAGAGAAAGGGGGGGCUGUCAACACCAGUUCUAAGAUAUGGGAACCGUCGCUCAUAGCUGCACACUUCAAUCAGAAUGAUUGGAAGGCCUCCGUCGCUUUUGUGGUUGGGAACCAGAUUGAAGAUGAUCUUCUCAUUCGAGCCCUCACCUUGGCUGUGCAAGUCCCUCAGCGUAAGCUCUUCAGUAUCGUGUCAUGGCAAGACAUCCUUCUGCAGAUCAAUGAAAUAAAUGCACUUGUUGGAGCUGCUUCAGUUAAAAAGGCAAAAAGACCUGGAGUUGGUACAGUUAGUGCUCCAUUAUUUUAUGAGGUGUUAGUGGCAGCAAAAGCAAUUAUGGAUAAUGGAGAGAAAUUAACCUUACCACUGAUAGGGAAACUCUUGAAAUUUCAACUUCUGCAAAUUAAAUUAAAGGACCAACAGCGAAGGGAAAACGAAAAGAAGGUGGUAGAUGACAAGUUGAAGGUAGAAAAGGAAAAAGGCAAAGCAAAGUCUCCAAAGGAGAAGAAGGCCCCAAAUGCUAAAACUGGUAAAGGAAAGGGAAAAGAUCAGCCUGAGCCUAACCCAACAGUGAAAAAGGCCACUCAAUUGAAACGGAGGGGAGAAGAAGACGAAACCAGAAGUUACAUUGACGAUGAACCAGAUGACGGUGCCCAAUAUUACAUUAUUGUCGUGGGCUUCAACAAUCCUCAGCUCUUAGCCAUUGUCACUGAGCUUGGCAUUCCCAUAACCAGCGUGAUUAAAAUAUCUUCAGAGAACUAUGACCCUCUGAAGACACACCUGGCAGCAGUGAGCCAGCAGCAGGAAGCUUUUCUUCAGCCAGAAGAUAUAGAAGCUGAAAACUUGAAAAGAGAGGAUGCCAUAAAAGAACUUGAAAUUUUCUGGAAGUACUUGGAGCCAAUCCUGAAUAAUGAGAAACCUGAAACCAAUCUCUUUGAUGUGGCUCGACUUGAACACAUGGUCAAAGAAGCAGAUUUUCCUUCUGACUGGUCAGACAGUGAGAUGAUGCUGGAAUUGGGCACCAAUAUUUUUGAAAAUAUUGCCUGUUUGAUGUAUGACAGCCUGGACUGGAAAAGGCAGCACCAGCACUAUUUGGAAAGCAUGCAGCUCAUUAAUGUCCCACAAGUGGUUAAUGAGAAAACUGCCUUAGAAGCCAUGCAGAUUCCUGAGGUCCCACAACCUGCUGUUCAAACCCCUGGAAAGAAGAAAGCACAACAUGAGGAACCCCAAGCCCCACCACCAGUGGCUUUCAUCAUCACAACUGAAGUAGACAUGAGAUACUACAAUGAUUUGCUGAAUCCAAUUCCAGAAGAAUUCAUUUCUGUCUCCCUCAUACUACAUUGCAUGGUAGAACAGGUUGUGGCAACUGAAGAAGAUCUUAUCCCCCCAAGUCUGGUGAAGCCAUCCCCCAGAGCAGACGGGUUAGACCAUAGGAUUGCUGCUCACAUUGUGUCCAUCCUACCCUCCCUCUGCCUCUCAGAGAGGGAGAAAAAGAACCUCCAUGAAAUAUUCUUAACUGAGGAAGAAAGGGAAACCAAAGCAUUGCCCAAAGGCCCUCUCCUCCUGAACUACAAUGAUGCCCUCGCCCACAAGAAGUAUGCACUAAGGGACCAAAAGAAUUUUGAUCCAGUUCAAAUUGAGCAGGAGAUGCAGUCCAAGUUGCCACUGUGGGAAUUCCUUCAAUUCCCUCUGCCCCCACCUUGGAACAACACUAAACGUCUAGCUACCAUUCAUGAGCUUAUGCACUUCUGUACAAGUGAAGUCUUGAGCUGGAAUGAAGUAGAACGAGCCUUCAAGGUGUUUACUUUUGAGAGUCUGAAGCUUUCUGAGGUUGAUGAAGCAGGGAAACUAAAGCCUUCUGAGAUGAUGUGUGGGACAGAUGCAGAGAAGUUCAACAUACCAUGGGACAACCCUGCCAGAUUUGCUAAGCAGAUAAGGCAGAAAUACAUACAGAAAAUGAAUGCCCAAGAGUCCAAACCAAAAACAGACACUGAAAACAAAGACAGAAUAAUAUUUGUGGAUCAGGAUAGGACAAGGUCUGUGCAAGAUAAGGAGAACAACGGGAGCCUUUCAGUUCCUACUGAGUCUGAUGUUGACGUGAAUACUGUGAAAUCCUUAAGCCCUGAUAGAGUGCCAUCACAGCAGGAGACCAGCAUAAAGACUGAGCCUCAACCAGAUCCUCUGGAGCAGACCAGGAACAAUGAGAUCAAAGAUGAAGCAGUUGCAAAGGAUGAUUCUUCUCUUGAAAAGAAACCCAAGAAGAUGGUGGUGGAAGCAGAUUUAGAGGACAUAAAGAAAGCGCAACAACGCAGUCUAAUGGACUGGAGUUUCACUGAACACUUUAAGCCCAAAGUCCUGCUUCAGGUUCUUGAAGAGGCCUAUCAGCAAUAUCGGUGUGUUGAUUCUUAUUACCACACCCAAGACAACUCCUUACUCUUGGUUUUCCAUAACCCGAUGAAUACACAACGUCUGCACUGUGAACAUUGGAAUAUUGCUCUUCACUCCAAUGUUGGAUUCAGGAAUUUUUUGGAACUUGUUGCAAAAUCUAUUGAAGAUUGGAUCACAGAAGAAGAAGCUAAAUACCAGGAAGCUAAAAUGGCUGAAGAAGUCAGUAAGAGCAAGACAGAACUGGACUUCAAAUCUUCCUCUGGUACCAAAAUUUCUUCAAGCAAAGUUUUUGCAGUCAAAAAAUCUAAAAGUAACAAAUUAGUCAGCAAAUCAGAUAUACCAGAACAAGAAAAAGAGAAAGAGAAGGAAAAGAUUCCUUUCAUUUUAGAAGGCUCGCUCAAGGCAUGGAAAGAAGAACAAGAUCGAUUAGCAGAAGAGGAACGCUUAAAGGAAGAAAAGAAAGCAGAAAAGAAGAGCAAAGAAACUGGUAAAAAGAAAGGCAAGGAUAAAGCAGAGAAAGAAGAUAGUAAGUCUUUGAAGAAAAAAACUUCUUCCAAGGAGAAAGAUAAAGAAGAACAAAUAAAGAUCCCAGAAGUGACAGAGGAGCAAGUCCCACAGGCAGAGCCUGAGUUUCUCUAUCCGUUUCGAGGAUACAAUAUGGGAAAUACACCCAUCCAGAUCUCAGGUGGAAAUUCCUAUUUGUAUCCUUCUGAUGGCGGGCAGAUUGAAGUAGAAAAGACGACGUUUGAAAAAGGUUCAACUUUUAUUAAAGUGAAAGUGAAAAAGGACAAGCACAAUUUUAUUAUUCACUUGAAAGACCCAAAGCCAAUUAGGAAAAAGCAAACAGAAGAAAAGGAUUAUUCUUUAGAAGAAGAGGAAGAAAAAGAAAACAUUGAGGAACAAAAUAUUGAAAAAAAAAUAUCGAAUAUGGGAAAUAAAGCUGUUAGCAAGUUUGGAUCUUUUUCUGCCACUUUAGAAAAUGGAAUCUGCCUCUCAAUAAGUUAUUAUGGAUCAAGUGGAUUGGCGCCAGAUGACAGGGAUCCUAAUUUGGAUGCCAUGUUGAAUAUCCCUUCAGCGUUUACAGCAACAGUGAUUCCCGUUAUAGUGCCUGUUCCUCAAGGCAAAGUAAAAGGGAAAGUGAAAGGCAAAGAAAAACCCAAAGAAUCCCUUAAAGAAGAGGAGAGCCCAAAAGAAGAAGAGAAAAAGGAAGAAGUAGAACCGGAACUUGUUUUACAAGAGACUCCUUAUGUUCCAACCUUCCAAAACUUAAAUGUGUCCUGCCCCAAUGGCCUCCUGUUGACUUUCAUUGGGCAAGAUUACACAGGUCAAUAUGUUAUGGAUGAGGGACCCACCUGGGACAUCAUGGUCCGUCAGACCUACCCCCAGAGGGUGAAGCACUAUGAGUUCUACAAAACAGUGAUGCCACCCCCAGAGCAGGAGGCAUCAAGAGUCAUCACCAGUCAAGGCACUGUUGUCAAGUAUAUGUUGGACGGAUCCACACAGAUUCUCUUCGCAGAUGGCUCUGUGAGUAGUAGCCCCAAUUCAGGACCUAUUUAUCUUCCUCCUGAAAUGUCAGUGAGCCCUCAUGAUGGGGAUCUGGUGGAUUCGGCUUCUCAGCAAAAAUCAGAAACAGCACCAUCUGAGACUGUCAUCACAAAGAAAGGAAAAGGUCACAAAAGUCAAUCCUCCAUAGCACAUAAGAAUGAAUCUCAUGAGCCUGCACCAGAGACAGUUCAAACAGCAACUCCUGUGGAGGCUCAAGUAGGCACCUGGUUCACAACCACACCUGCAGGAAAUCGGAUUGGCACCAAAGGAUUAGAAAGGAUGGCGGACUUGACACCAUUUUUAUCCUUUCAAGCCACAGAUCCUAUCACUGGAACGGUUAUGACAACUCGAGAGGACAAGGUGAUCAUUGUUGAAAAGAAAGAUGGAACACGGAUAGUGGACCAUGCAGAUGGUACCAGAAUCACAACAUUUUACCAAGUUUAUGAAGAUCGUAUUUUUCCUCCAGAUGAUCCAGAAACAA